Haliotis rufescens (red abalone) is the source of this 2390-nucleotide messenger RNA. RefSeq names its product steroid 5-alpha-reductase DET2-like. The record is from RefSeq and is a predicted model, not a curated record. Bases 52 to 903 code for a protein of 283 amino acids. Gene Ontology annotation, biological process: lipid metabolic process. The transcript is spliced from 10 exons. NCBI's taxonomy places the organism in Eukaryota, Metazoa, Mollusca, Gastropoda, Lepetellida, Haliotidae. Gene Ontology annotation, molecular function: oxidoreductase activity, acting on the CH-CH group of donors.
CCAUUGCGUGUGGUGUACUCUUUGACAAGCAUUCUGCCAAUAGGCGCAAUUAUGUCUGAAGACAGAAUGAAUCUGAGUUGUGAUUGUUGCUGGCUGAAACCAUGGGCGUUCUAUGCGGAGGGCAGCACCAGAUUCUGGGUCCACUAUGGCCUGGUCAUAUUUGGGUUUGUGUUGGCAGGCAUCACAGCCUGUGUCCAGUGCUGUAAACCUGCUCCCUAUGGCAGGCAUGAGGGUGAGGAUGGAGGAUUGGUUCCCAAGAUUCCUCUGCGUCUGAGUCACAUGAUGUCGGAUGCGUUGCCUGGUGUUGUCAUGUUUUUGUUGGUGUUCUUCCUGUAUGGUUCUGUGAGGUCCUACCAGAACUACGUGUUCCUGGUGCUGUUCCUGCUUCACUAUGUCCACAGGGGCAUCAUCCACCCCCUGGUGAUGAGGUACAAGAGCUCGUGGGUGUACAUAGGAAUAGCCAUUGGUGGAUUUAUACCCAACUGCAUUUAUCAUUUCAUCAAUGCUGAUUUCAUUAGCUCUGCCACUUAUGCAAGUCAUUAUUACUAUGAUCCCCGGUUUAUUUUGGGCAUUAUUUUAUACCUUGUCGGCUUCGUCAUAAACAGAUGGGCAGACUGGAAACUCCGCUCCCUGAGGAACACCAAGGGAGUACCUGACGGAGGGUCAGAUUACAACAUUCCCUACGGAGGACUGUUUGAGCUGGUCAGCUGCCCCAACUACUUCGGGGAACUUGUGGAGUGGACAGGAUGGUGCAUAGCAACGUGGUCUCUAGCUGGACUGGUGUGGCUGCUGUUUUGUGCUGCAACGUUUGUACCACGGUCCAGACAUAAUCAUCUUUGGUACAAGCAGCAGUUUGAGCUGUAUCCGCCCAACAGGAAGGCGUUGAUACCAUUCUUGUUCUGAUGCUCAUGGAGGGAAGGACCAAUGUAGGGAUGGGUAGACUUGACCUUACUCUGUGCCACAUUUACCUUUGACGGCUUGACCUUCUAUGUGGUCACUUUGAUAUUUGUCCUGGGUCAGCUUGACCUGUGCUAUGUGUCACAUGUGUAAACCUGUUAAGGAUUGACAGCUUGACCUUCUAUGUGGUCACUUUGAUAUUUGUCCUGGGUCAGCUUGACCUGUGCUAUGUGUCACAUGUGUAAACCUGUUAAGGAUUGACAGCUUGACCUACUGUGUGGUCACUUUGAUAUUUGUCCUAGGUCACCUUGACCUGUGCUAUGUGUCCCAUGUGUAAACCUGUUAAGGAUUGACAGCUUGACCUUCUAUGUGGUCACUUUGAUAUUUGUCCUGGGUCAGCUUGACCUGUGCUAUGUGUCACAUGUGUAAACCUGUUGAGGAUUGACAGCUUGACCUACUGUGUGGUCACUUUGAUAUUUGUCCUGGGUCAGCUUGACCUGUGCUAUGUGUCACAUGUGGAAACCUGUUAAGGAUUGACAGCUUGACCUACUGUGUGGUCACUUUGAUAUUUGUCCUGGGUCAGCUUGACCUGUGCUAAGUGUCACAUGUGUAAACCUGUUAAGGAUUGACAGCUUGACCUACUGUGUGGUCACUUUGAUAUUUGUCCUGGGUCACCUUGACCUGUGCUAUGUGUCACAUGUGUAAACCUGUUAAGGAUUGACGGCUUGAUCUACUGUGUGGUCACUUUGAUAUUUGUCCUGGGUCAGCUUGACCUGUGCUAUGUGUCACAUGUGGAAACCUGUUAAGGAUUGACAGCUUGACCUACUGUGUGGUCACUUUGAUAUUUGUCCUGGGUCACCUUGACCUGUGCUAUGUGUCUGUAUGUCAAUGAAAGUGUAUCAAUAACAUAUUUAUAACAUGCAUUUACAAAGUAGACACAAUUUAUGGAUAACAACUUCUUUAUUUACUGUAAAGGCAACGUUUCAGUAUAGAUCCUUUUUCCGUUGCAUUUACUUACGUUUUGUAUUUCACAUCAUUUAUUGAACAUAACUUGAUUCAAGAUUGUUGACUUGAUUCAAGAUGUCUGACAUUUGGAAUGCUUAUAAUGAACUUUGGUUAUAAUGAACUUAAAUAAGUGGUGUCUUAGAGUUUGUUAUAACCAUACUGUAUAUCAUAUACAAGACCUCUAAACAUGGAGUGUGUGACUUAUCUUCCCGAGGCAAGGGAGUUAACGGACUAUGAAAGUCCAGUCUCCACCCUUGCCGAACAAGGCUGGAAUUAUGGAGUUAUACUUCGGCUGGAAUAACAAGUCAAUCGCGUAGCGAAAUCAACAUCCGGUUUGUUAAUUUCCAUGCAGAUUUCUAUCGAUUGCAGAAUUUGCAAUGCAUCUGUACUGUCAACUUAGCGUCAACAAAUAUUUUCCAAAUCUUUGCAUGUUUUUAAUCAAGGUGCUCACGUGAUUUGAUGCACUUCACCAAGUUAGACCCAUAUAU